GCAAUUGACACCGCUUCACAAGUCGGGCCCCCGCGUGGUGCGUGAUGCCGCGUGCCUCCGGCCCAUCUCGAUCUCCACUGUCAUGUCUGCGGUUGUGGACGCCCUCUGGACACAGCGCAACCGCUCUGCGCUCACGCAAUAUUGCGGCGCUGGCCAGCAGGGCGGGGUCGGGGACCCCUUGCUUGUGUUGUUAGCGCUGCUGCUCCACGCGCAGCUCCGCGGCGCUCAAGGGCCCCCCACGUACUGGGCGCUUACUGACCUUCGCUGGGCCUUUGAUGUGGCCUCGCAUGAUGCCAUGCGCCUGUCGUCGUAUCUUGCUGGCGUGGUGAAGGACGAGUGGCUCUUGUUGGAUGAUUUCAUCCAGAUGGACAUCCAGUUUGUAGCCCUCCAGGGGCUGGACGCGCUGGGUGCGGAGCACUUGCAGCCACUGCAGUUCUCUGACGAUCUGACUGUCCUUUGCCCGCCCCCAGGCGCCCUCCGCGCCGUUGUAUCUGCCGAGCCAGAUUCUGCGUGUAGCCUGUUUGCCCGCGCUGUCCGUGCCGACUUUAAUUACGCCUCUGGUAAAACAGCGGCCAUGGCCGUGGCUGGUAGCCCCGACCCCGGGUGGGUGGGCUGCCCCGUCGUGGAUCAGAAGCUGGUGCUUGGCGAGGUGGUCGUUGCGCAAUGCGGCUGGACGUGCCGGUUGGGCACGCGGAUGCUCGAGCGAGCAAUCAUGGCGCGCGCCCGUGUUUUGGCGCAGCCUCCCGACCACCCCGGCACCCGCAUGCUCGCGCUGGCGCGCCGCCCCACGCGCGCCUCCUGGGCGAGCGCCGUCGCCGCCCGCAUGGCGGAGCUCACGCCACCUGUCCUGGACAUCGAUGUCCACCCAGCUUUCCACCACCCUCUGCGUGGCGCCAAGGGCUCUCUGCAAUUGCGUAGGUCUCUGCUGCGUGACUUCAAACUCCAGGUGGUUCGCCCGGCCCUGCGGGCGCGCGAUCGGGCCGCGUUCCAACGCGCGACGGGCGCCUGUUUGCCCACGCUCGGGAUGUCCUUUGCUGUGCUCGUCCCCGAGCCCAACCAGCUACCGAUGGCCCUACUUCAGUUGGAUUUUGGGCCACAUAUGUGGCGCGACUGUCGCACGUGGUCCGUUGCGCGUAUGUCCGGGGCAUGGCCCCUCCCAGUCCUUGGCGUGCUGUGUCUCCCCGUCACACUGGACCGCUGUGCUGCUUGCGGAGCUGCGCAGGUGGACAUUGCCCAUGCUAUUUGUGGCUGCCCCAGGCAGGCCGCGCAGCGUGCCGAUUUGGAGUCUCGCGCCCUGCUCCCGCCGCUAUCUCACGCGGCCAUGUACAUGUACCAGCUCUUCCGCGAGGGGCCGCCGCCUGAAGAGAGGUGGCACCACGUUCUCUACGUGGCGCGCGCCUUGCACGACUCGAUAG
Messenger RNA from Prorocentrum cordatum, 1415 nucleotides. NCBI's taxonomy places the organism in Eukaryota, Dinophyceae, Prorocentrales, Prorocentraceae. The record is from the annotation of a GenBank genome assembly.